This is a messenger RNA of Ficedula albicollis (Collared flycatcher), 6233 nucleotides long. RefSeq names its product oxysterol binding protein like 8 (gene OSBPL8). The coding region runs from base 63 to 2729 and encodes 888 amino acids. Gene Ontology annotation, molecular function: cholesterol binding. The record is from RefSeq and is a predicted model, not a curated record. Lineage: Eukaryota; Metazoa; Chordata; Aves; Passeriformes; Muscicapidae. The transcript has 23 exons. Gene Ontology annotation, cellular component: cytosol; intracellular membrane-bounded organelle; membrane.
GAUCUCGAGUAGCAGGAUGGAAGAACUCUAAGUGGUAGAGACAGAGAACAGGCCUUUUCAACAUGGAGAACGUUCCAGUUGAUGGGGAACUGGAUAGAAAUUCACAUCAUGGUGAGAACAAAGACUCUCCUGGACCAUCAACAGUCGUAACAAACAGUGAUGAACAGCCUAUAACUCCAGGAAAAAUGAACCAGCACCAGGGGAAAGAAGCCUACUUUACUCCAACCAAAGAGUUACUCCAACCAUGUCUCAGUCCAGGAACUGCCCAUAGUCAUGGUUUUGACAAAGGGAAGGACGAUGCAUUACAAAGUAAAGAUGAUUCAGCGUAUUCUAUGUCAAAAAGCAAGUCUGAAACCAAGCUUUUCAAUGGCUCUGAGAAGGACAUCUCUCAAUCUGCAAGCAAACUUACAAAAAAAGAAUCUCUCAAGGUUCAGAAGAAAAACUACAGAGAAGAAAAGAAGAGAGCCACGAGAGAAUUACUUAGCACGAUCACGGACCCCUCAGUUAUUGUUAUGGCUGACUGGUUGAAGAUUCGUGGUACCUUGAAAAGCUGGACCAAACUGUGGUGUGUACUGAAACCAGGAGUGUUGCUUCUUUACAAAACUCCCAAAAAUGACCAGUGGGUAGGAACAGUGCUGCUGAACGUUUGUGAACUCAUCGAGAGGCCUUCUAAAAAAGAUGGCUUUUGUUUCAAACUUUUUCAUCCUUUGGAGCAGACCAUAUGGGCUACAAAGGGUCCUAGAGGUGAAGCAGUUGGUGCUAUAACUCUGCCAUUGCCUGGCAGUUACUUGAUCGUCCGAGCUGCUUCAGAAUCAGAUGGCAGGUGUUGGAUGGAUGCUUUGGAGCUGGCACUGAAAUGUUCAAGUCUCCUUAAACGUACAAUGAUUAGGGAAGGUAAAGAACACGAUUUGAACUCCUCAGCCGACAGUACUCAUGUUUCUUUCUAUGGUCUGCUUCGUGCUAACAACUUGCACAGUGGAGAAAACUUACCGUUAAAUGACAGUGAAAUUGACAGGCAACCCUUCAAAGAUCAAGAUACGUACUCUGACAAGUCUGAUAAGGAAAAUGACCACGACCACGAGGAAUCUGAAAACGAUGCGUUGGGGAAAAGUGAAGAAAGCGAUAGUGACACAUCAGAGCGACAGGAUGAUUCUUAUGUUGAUCCAGAACCAGCUGAUGUCAGGGAAACUACUUACUUAGAACAGAGUCAUGAAGAACUUGGGGAGGCAGGAGAGGCUGCUCAGACAGAAGAAGUGUCAGAAGAAAACAAAAGUUUCAUCUGGACGCUAUUGAAGCAAGUCCGGCCAGGAAUGGACUUGUCCAAGGUUGUACUGCCUACGUUUAUUUUGGAACCUCGCUCUUUCCUGGACAAGCUGUCUGAUUACUACUACCAUGCAGACUUCCUGUCUGAAGCUGCUCUUGAAGAGAAUGCUUACAAUCGUAUGAAAAAAGUAGUGAAGUGGUAUUUGUCAGGAUUCUAUAAAAAGCCAAAGGGACUAAAAAAGCCGUACAAUCCUAUACUUGGAGAGUUUUUCCGCUGCAUGUGGAUUCAUCCAAGGACAAACAGCAAGACUUUUUAUAUUGCAGAACAGGUGUCACAUCAUCCUCCAAUAUCUGCCUUCUACGUUAGCAACCGCAAGGAUGGUUUUUGCCUUAGUGGUAGCAUUCUGGCCAAAUCAAAAUUCUAUGGGAAUUCACUAUCUGCCAUACUAGACGGAGAAGGACGGCUAACGUUUCUAAAUAGGGGAGAAGAUUAUGUAAUGACAAUGCCAUAUGCCCAUUGUAAAGGAAUUCUUUAUGGAACAAUGACCUUAGAGCUUGGGGGAAUAGUCAACAUCACCUGUGAGAAAACUGGCUACAGUGCAACAAUUGAAUUCAAACUCAAGCCUUUUUUGGGUAACAAUGACAGUGUUAACCAAAUAUCAGGGAGAAUUAAGCUUGGCAAAGAAGUUCUGGCUGUUUUAGAGGGCCAUUGGGACAGUGAAGUUACUAUUAGUGACAAGAAGACAGGUGUUUCAGAGACAUUCUGGAACCCAACAUCUGAUAUAAAGCAGCGUAGAUUACAUAGAUACACUGUGAAGUUUGAAGAGCAAGAUGACUUCGAGUCAGAGAAGCUUUGGCAGCAAGUGACAAAAGCAAUAAACAAUAAAGACCAAACAGAAGCUACUCAGGAGAAAUAUAUUCUGGAAGAAGCUCAGAGAAAGAGUGCCAAAGAGAGGAAACUUAAGGGUGAAGCGUGGACAUGCAAGCUGUUUGAUCAGGAUGCAGUCACAGGAGAAUGGCACUACAAAUAUGCUGAUACAAGACCAUGGGACCCUUUGAAUGAUAUGAUCCAGUUUGAAAAAGAUGGCACAAUCCAGACAAAAGUUCGACAUCGGACACCAAUGGUUACUGUUCCAAAAAUCAAACGAAAGCCAGGCAGUCAGAAGAUGGCAGAGUGUGGUUUCUCAUCCCCAGAGCCUGAUAACCAGGAUUCCUCUGGGAGUGAAGCACAACUGAAGCAUAAUACAAGAAUAAGGAAAAAAGGGGCAGAACUUGGUGAACUACAGAGUGCCAUUGAAUCUAUAAAGGAGACGCAGGAAGACAUUAAGAGGGAGAUCAUGGCACUACGAAAUAGAGUCAUUUCUAAUUCAUCACCCUGGGACUACCAUUCCCUGCAGUUUAAGCACUAUGUCUUCAUUGUACUCAUGGUUCUGCUACAGCUUAUCAUUAAUUUCUUGUUCAAAUAAGAAGUGUGAACAAGGGCCUUCUUGAACUGGAACGAUCAAACUGUUACUGGGGACCAUAUUUUAAGCUGGACUUUAAAUGAUGCAAUAUUAUGUAAAAGAACCGUGUAGCAACAACUUACAGAACUUUGCCUCAGUGUUCAUGGUUCAGAAUCAUACUUGUGUCUACCCAGUUGCAGUAAGAAUUGUGUAAGUGCCAGUACACUCUUGCUCCUGGUGUGUGCCUCUGUCUCGCAGUCAUAUGACAUCAGCCUUGUGUUUGUAUUGCGUCAUUCUGAUGAAUCCUCACCACAGAAUAGAUCAAGUUAAACACUGAGGUCGGACCCUGUAGGUAGGAUGUGAUUCCUGUUAUGGUAGAAUAAUAAACAGGCACACUUCAUUACAUAUAAACAUACCAUUUUUGUAACAAAGAAACUUUUGAAGUAGCCAACAGCUUUUGUAAAUGGCAUUGGGUGUUUGGAAGUAAACUUUUGUUUAAGGUCAAACAAAUACAUUAUUAUACGAAAAAUUGUGAGCGUUAGGAAAUGGCAAGUAAAAAGCUCAAGUCUUUAGGAAAUCUGCAACACAAUGUCCUUGACUUGUUUUGGAAGUACGAGGUUUUUAUCCUGAUUUACUAGAGGCUUGUAAGCCAGCUGUUUUAUAGUUUUAAAACUUCAAAUUCAUCAUAAAAACAUUCCCACAUCUACUGUACAGAGCACAUUUUUAACAGUACAACAUCCAGGGAGGUAGGUUCGGUCUACUCUCAUGAAUCACAAAUGUCAUGGAUUUCUGGUAUGUUUGUAAGUCUCAAAAUCUACAGCUUUGGAUUUACAUUUGUGUAUGGCCGUGUCACAGUAAGCAGACAGACUGCUGAUGCCAGGACUCACGGUUAUUUUUGAAACAAAAUGUGAAGAGGUAUGCUUAGUGUGUAGCUUGAGCUGAAUCUCCAGAAGGCAGUGUGGAAUAGGAUUCAGGCACUGUGAUGAGUAGACUUGCAAAUGAAAGUGUGUGUGUUUACACAGGGAAAGCUCAGAAAUUGUGUAAUGGCUAACACCACGUAUCUCAAAACAAAUAAGAGGAAAAUCCAAGUGUUUGUGAAAUCCGUCUUUACUGCUAAUAUAUACUACCUACCAGAAUACAUGUAUGCACCUUCUUAGUAAGCUGUAGGCAUACAAAUUCAUGCAAAACUUAAGUUUAAAUUCAAAACCAGGGUUUCUAACAUUUUUUUAUUUUAAGAAAUAGAUGCAUGUAUAGAAUUUGUAAAAUUCCAGCAAAGAAUGUAGUGCUGGUGAGUUCCCUGUGCCAGUCAAGCAUACCAAGGCAAAAAGGGGCUGUAGAAAUGAAAAGGUAUUUUCAGUACCCCAGGUGAGACAACAGGAGGAUGAGUGGCACAAUGCAAAGGACAGCCAAGUUUGAUUUCAGAGGGUCCUCUCAGAAAUCAAAUCCAUCCUGGGCAGUGGAACAGUUCAAAAAUCAUGUGUGGCUUUUUGCCAUGGCCAGGCUAUGCUUCUGCCUUGGGCAGUCUACCUGUCUCUCGAGGUGAUCUGCCUUUCUGUUCUGCAUCAGUCUCACUAGUAUUUAAUGAAAAUACUGUUUACUCGUUUAUCUGUCCAGCUUAUAUAUUUCUGUGGCUGACACUUUCAGGCACCUCCCCUCCUUGUUAACCUUUCCUCUUCCUUGGGCCUCAGCUAUGUAAAAGUUUAUUGUGUAAGCAGUGAACUUUAGAUAUUUCAUAUAGCUUCACCUUAGCAUGGUUUGGUCUUGAAUAAUUUUUUCUGGAACGUAUUACGUUAACCAGAUCUUGUAGCCAUGGGCAAGACCAAACCUGGCUGGACUUCUAUUAAUCUACAGCUGAUGGGGCAAGGUUUGUGAACAUAGAAAGUCCCUUCAUCAACAGACAAAAUAAUUACAAAUGCCUCCGUCUCUAAAUGGGAGCUGAAGUUGUUAUCCAUGUAUAAAAAGGCACUAAGAAAGCAGAGUAUUACAGCAUUCACUUUAACAUUCUUAGCCUGGAAUUUGGCUGUUCAUUAUUGCAUUCAGAUGUCAAAGCUUCACCUGUCUUAAGAUCCAUUACAAGCCUUUAAACAUACUCUGAACAUGAGAAUAAUCCAGUGAGUGAGAUUUGGGCAAUAACUUAAAUCCCCUAAAAUAAUACUCUGCUAAAUUUGAGGUGCUGAAACUCUUGAUUAAUAGUUACAAGCUUUUAUCUUCCUUGUAAAUAGAAAUGUCCUUCUGCCUUUUCAUGCUGAUUUUUUCAAUCACUUCUAUUCAAGAGCAGUGAGUGACACGGUCUGGAUGCAUUUUUACAUGGGCCACAUGGUAGUGACUGCAUUUGACCCAGUCAGCUGGCUGGCUGGCAGCUUGGUGUUGGACAACGUCAGACUAAAAAGAUAUUCCAUAGCAGAAGUUCAUGCUCAGCUCAAGAUGAGUAAAAGACUAGAACAGAGUAAAACAAAAUCCUUAUGCUUAUUUUCCUUUUCAGCUUAUUUUUUAGAGUUGAAUUCUGUUUUAAAAAGUGGUUUUAGUGAUGAUCUGGAAAGGCAAAGGUUAUGUGAUGGACUUUUGCUAGUGAAAACCUAGCAAUUUCUUUUUGCUGGGUUUUGUAUGUUCCCUCACUUGAACAGAACAAAGACACUUCUUCCCUAAUUUUUACUGUACAGUUGGUCACAGACAUGUAUGCAUCCUUUUCUCUAGUAUGUCACCACUGUCCUCUUCAGCCAUGAUGUACAGCAGAUCUUGACUACUGCCUGCUUAAGACUGAGCUCUGCACAUACAUAAGAAUUGAUUGUACAGUUUGCAGAUGUUUGAGGGCUGUGGCCUUCUAGUUUUUAAAGUUUAUAACAGCACUUGUUUUCACAUUUGAUUUCCAAAUCCUGUUUUGAGUUUUUUCCCUUGUACAGGAAAUAUCUGCAGGAUUUAUUGCCAUGUGAUUUUGUUGGGUUGGUUUGUUUGUUUUCAGAUGCACUCUAUGCCUUUAAUUUGCCAUUUAGGUACAGGUUGCCUAAUUGGAUACAGAUAACCUAAGCUAAGAAAAAGUAAAUAUGCCAUGUGAAAUGCAACAAGUAUCAUUUUCAGUAGAUGAUGUUUCUUGAAUUUCAUGUGUUGAUAUUACUUGAUGAGGGUUUUUGUGUCCUUCCUCCCACUUGUAAAAUCUCACAAAUUAUUUGCAAGGUUGUCCUGUAAAAUGUAAGGGUUGAGGUUUCUUCUUCUUAGUUUGUUUGCUGCCCUUCUGUGCCUUUGGCGAUUUUUUUUUUCUUCUUAGGCUCGUAAUGAUGAAAGAGACUUGUAAUUCAGUGUUUCUUAAAGGCUUUUAUUUUUAGCUAUUACCAUUGUUUGUGUAAAUAAUGUGUAACAAAAAUUAUGUACAUCUCUAAGUUUGAUUAUUUUUAUUUCGAGAGUACCCGCAAAUCACAGAAAAUUUAGCAGAUAUUCAAGUAUUGUAAACAGUGCCUUCUUGAUGGAUUUCUAUGCUGUAUGGAGACAUGUAAAGAUUUGUCAAAUUUGUGCCAUAUAUAAUAUCAGACCUUU